CAAGCACCGCACAGCUCAUCAUCUGGAGCCUCCUACACUGUACUUGACCCCCCUUGCCCACUGCCACAAGCGUGAUAGCUGGAUUGCGACCUGUCUUUGGACGGAUGGAACAUGCUGAGUCGCAACGCAACCUGGAAGCGGGGAAUAGGAAGAUAGGCAAUAGGAAGAUAGCUUUCACCGACAAGAGCGCGAAGAACACACAGCACUGCCAAUGUCCUCGAAACCAGCCACCGGCAGUGAGGCGUGGUUGGCACAGUUGCCCGGCGAGCUUCGACCCGCCGGUCUGACCGGCCGCACUGUCGGCACAGCCGCGGGGGCGUCGGACAAGAAGACAGGUCGCAAUCCAGCUAUCACGCUUGUGGCAGUGGGCAAGGGGGGUCAAGUACAGUGUAGGAGGCUCCAGAUGAUGAGCUGUGCGGUGCUUGUGAAGGAUCGAAAUCGGCGGGCUUCGAAGUCUAAGCUUGAGUCUAAGGCAGCCUCAUGACCGACACGAACCGUGUCAGUUUCGGUCACCGCAACAUCAGUCUGAAUUCGCCGUGUAAUCACCUAUAUGCCACCCUCACCUUGCCCUCCUCUCGCCCUGCCGCAAUUCUUCCUGUCUUUCAUUCAUGCUCCUUAAAAGGGGAUGCGUCAGGUGCUGUUGUGGGGACGCAGUAUGGCAGAGUUCCGAGAAGAAGUCAGUCGGCUGGCACCCUGGUCGGCUGGUUGGCCACCCAGUACCUGCGUAACGAGGCGUCGUUCAUGGGGGUGGCGCAGUUCAGCCCCUGGGCGAUGCUGUACGUGCGGGCGCUGCACGGGCUGGAGCCACACGAGGCGCUGGUGGUGGACUUGGGCGAGUCAUUGGGACUUUGGGAGGUGGUGGUGCAGUUUAGCCCCGACGCCACCCCCAUCAGCACCUAUAUGGUGGCCACGGCGGCUUGGGAGCAGGCGAAGCAGGCGGCGCAGCCUGUGCCGGCGCAGUGGGUGUCGGCUGACAGCAUGCAGCAGGCAGCCAAGGCGGCGGCGGCCGAGGAGAAGGCGGCGGCCACGGCGGCGGACCUUGAAAAGUUCCGCGAGUUCCGCUGCUCCUGGAGGCGGCCCACCAAGGAGCAGCGGGCAGCCAAGGCGGCGGCGGCCGAGGAGAAGGCGGCGGCCAAGGCGGCAGCCAAGGAGGCGGCGGCCGAGGAGAAGGCGGCGGCCAAGGCGGCGGCCAGGGCGUUCAGGCAGCGGCAGGCGGCGUUCCUGGAGGCCUUCAGGCAGCAGCAGGCGGGGGAGAAGGCGGUCAAGCGGCAGAGGCGUUGAAGGGGGUCCAGUGCGCGGGUGCGGGGGGGCCUUGGGCAAGCGGCAAAUUCACGGCUGUAAUCUUCAGGGGGUCUCCUACUGCUAUUGCUGCUGCUGCCAUGAUCGAUGAAAAGGCAGGAUCCUUGCACCGUGCUGGACUGCCAGCCGCCAGUGCCGGGUGAGGUGAUCCUGCCGAGCGUUGCCUGUGUGGUCUUCCGCAGUCUUACUGCUCAGCCUCUCUGGCCGCUACUGGCCGUACCGUCGCCUGUGCUUUCAAUACCUGCUAUACGGUACCUAGUUGGCGGCUGACUUGGCAAUGCCGCGAGGUUUUCCCCGGGGCGUGGCGCGGCGUGGCCAAGCAGCCGACCAGGGGUGCCAGCCGGUUGACUCCUUCUUGGGACUCUGCUGUACUGCGUCCCCACAACAGCACCUGACGCAUCCACUUUUGCAGAGCAAGAAUGAAAGACAGGAAGAAGGGAGUUGCGGCAGGGCGAGAGGAGGGCGAGGUGAGGGUGACAUGUAGGUGAUUGCACGACGAAGUCAGGCUGAUGUUACAACUGGCACGCGGUUCGUGUCAUCAGGCUGCCUUAGACUUCAAAGCCCGCCAACUUCGAUCCUUCACAAGCACCGCACAGCCCAUCAUCUGGAGCCUCCUACACUGUACUUGACCCCCUUGCCCACUGCCACAAGCGUGGUAGCUGGAUUACAACCUGUCUUUGGACGGAUGGAACAUGCUGAGUCGCAACAUGGAAGCGGGGAAGCGGGGCAAAUUCACGGCUGUAACAUCACAUGGCC
Molecule: messenger RNA, 2055 nt
Organism: Chlamydomonas reinhardtii
Lineage: Eukaryota; Viridiplantae; Chlorophyta; Chlorophyceae; Chlamydomonadales; Chlamydomonadaceae
Exons: 1
Coding region: 742-1281 (179 amino acids)
Source: RefSeq, a predicted model, not a curated record